Molecule: messenger RNA, 2442 nt
Organism: Sporothrix schenckii 1099-18
Lineage: Eukaryota; Fungi; Ascomycota; Sordariomycetes; Ophiostomatales; Ophiostomataceae
Exons: 2
Coding region: 1-2442 (813 amino acids)
Source: RefSeq, a predicted model, not a curated record
AUGGGGCGUCCCCCAGCUUAUAUAUUUAUAGUCAGACAUGGAAACCGCCUCGAUGCUGCUGACAAGUUGUGGCACCUUUCAUCGCCUACGCCGUACGACCCCCCACUGACAUACGGCGGCUGGUCGCAGUCCCGUGCCAUUGGCCAGCGCAUUGCCGACAUCCUGCGCGAGAGUACACCUCCCGAGUCCGCGCCACCUGCAGACGGAAAGCCGGCGCCCAAGAAGCGGCGGUACAAGAUUGUUAUCCACAGCUCGCCAUUCCUCCGAUGCAUACAGACGUCUAUCGCCAUCAGCUCUGGAAUCGCCUCGGAUUCGCUUCCCCUCGAACAUCCCCGAAGCUUUGAACCUUUGCCCCCCCUGCGCAUACGAACGCCCAUACAGAAUGGCCAGUCUUCAGCACCCACCAGCAACCCGAGUUUUGACUCGACACCAAAAACUAUCACGCCAAGGCUCAAUAAAUCCGUCAUGCGACUCGAUGCCUUCCUGGGUGAAUGGCUGUCGCCAGGCUACUUCGAGCUUAUCACGCCCCCACCCAGUUCAGUCUUGAUGGUUGCCAGUGCGAAGGCUGAACUCUUGCGGAGGGAGGACUACUCGACCUUUUCCAAUACGACGAAUCACCAAGCAGUACAUGCCCACUCCCACUCGGCCAGCUAUCUCUGGGGUGCAAACCGAUCCAACUCAUGGACUUCACGUCCAUCAGAGGGGGAAGAGCUUCCGAGAUCCGGUUCGCAGCACAUCCCGCCAGUCGAGCCACCAAUCGGACUCUUUACCAAUACCAGUGCAGACGGUCGUCCUAUGAGCAGCAACGGCGACAUCCAGAGCCCGCGCUGGGACGCGUCUGGCCAUGCCGGUAUGCAUCGCCCCAAUCUUGUCGGAUAUGUGGCGCCCGUGCCUCAGUUUGCCAUGUCGUCGCGUGCGCCUACACCAUCGGGCUAUGUUGCACAUGCGCGGGACGCUUGCGUGGACUUCGACUACCAGUGGGACUCGAUGCGGGCGCCUUAUGACUGGGGAGAUGGUGGCGAGUUUGGUGAAGAGUGGGCAGCCAUGCACCGUCGCUUCCGGAAGGGCCUACAGAAACUGGUUGACUGGUACUCGAUCACCGAUGCGCCAGCCAAGAUGGUCACAAACGCGGUUCAAUUUAGAGCUGGCUCUUCCAUCCUCGAGUCCAGCGGGAGCUGCAGUGAAGACGCGGAUUGUGCCAUUGAUGACAAUGACAGUGACAGCGAUACUGUGGACGACGACUGCAUUGAAGAAACUGUUGUGGUUCUUGUGUCACAUGGCGCAGGCUGCAAUGCGCUCAUUGGCGCAAUCACACAGCAACCAGUCCUCAUGGACGUUGGUUUGGCCUCGCUGUCUGUCGCGGUCCGGCGACCUGGCAUGAAUUCUUUGACCUCCUUUUCCGACGGCGAACACUCGCACACGCACAACUCUAAGUGGUCGGGAGCCAUCCACAGCGGGCAUCCGGAUGGCAUUGUCCCACUCAAUAAGUACUUUGAGAUGAAAUUGCUAGCCAACUCGGACCACCUUCGGUCCGUACCCACUACACCGACAACACCACGCGGCAGCAUGGCUUCCGUGAUUGGCGGUACGCGGGGUCGUCAUUCAAACUCACUUUCUGGCACGCCGGGAAAUUUCAACCUCUUUGAAAGCGGGGUCGUUGGCCACAGGAGCUCAUCGGCAGGCCAUUUUCAUGGAGGCGCCGACUUCGUAACGCGGCGGCCGUCUGGCGCGUCAUCUCGGCCACCUCUUAUCAAAAAUCCGGGCGGGAGUGCAGCCCGAUCGGGCAGUACCAACGGCCGAGGUUCCAGUGGGAUCACGAUUGGCAGUGGUGUUCUGACAUUCUCGCCGCCUACCAUAACGACUACUAGUCGUAUGAGCCAUUCACGGCCCGACUCAGUUGGACUUUGGUCACCCGCCAGCUCCACCAAGGACCCUGAUGAGGACAACUUUGACUUUUCGCUCACCGACGAGGGAGACUCCAAGGACGAUGACGACAUGGAGAUUCUGCUCAGCUUCGGCCCAGAGAGCCCAAAAUCCCCGCCACAGCCGGAGAAGAAAAAGAAAGCACCGUCAAUCCGCGGCAUUUCUAACCCCAUAUAUCCUUCAUCCCUGUCUAUCGCCCACUCGGCCGACGGUGACCAUGACGACCACAGCGAACGCACUGGCGAUAGCCUUAAAGGCGGUUACAAGGGCAUGUCUUCCGCUCUACCACGUCUCGACACUAGGGGCCCGACGUCCGCACCGUCAACCGACUACGGAGCGGAGCUGGUCUCGGCCGAUACAUUCACGCCUCCUACCACCUCGACCACCGCCAGGGCGGCCAGUCCUUCCAGUCCCAGUCUGUGGAUUCAUCCCCGUGUCGUUUCACUCAACAGUGACGAGCUGCCACACGAGAUGGCAACCUCCAAGCGGCGCUGGACCGUGACGGAGCCACCAGUUUGA